Messenger RNA from Penicillium cosmopolitanum, 354 nucleotides. Its product is annotated as putative adhesin. The record is from RefSeq and is a predicted model, not a curated record. The transcript has a single exon. Lineage: Eukaryota; Fungi; Ascomycota; Eurotiomycetes; Eurotiales; Aspergillaceae. Bases 1 to 354 code for a protein of 117 amino acids.
AUGCAGCUCUCUUUUAUUACCCUGCUGGUCACCUUGACCACUUUCGCAUUGGCGAACCCAGCUCCUCCUCCCAAGUGCGGUACUUGCAAUCCUAUUUCGGGCCAAAACAGCUGUGAUAUCACCACCUCGUGCAUCAAUACUGGAAGCACCUUCCACUGUGCCUGCCGUGCCGGUUAUAAGGCUUCCAAGAACAAUAACGAUAUCCACUCGCAAUUCCGCCUGCCGAUGCCGAAUUACGAGUUCCUGGUCUUCGUGCCUGAGAACACUCAGUGUAACACCUUGUGUGACAACCCAUACUCCGCUCCGGGCGACCUGUGCAAGGAGGUCCACCUGUAUAAUCAGUGCAAGGUUUAG